Messenger RNA from Penicillium bovifimosum, 345 nucleotides. RefSeq lists its product as uncharacterized. The record is from RefSeq and is a predicted model, not a curated record. The transcript has 2 exons. The coding region runs from base 1 to 345 and encodes 114 amino acids. NCBI's taxonomy places the organism in Eukaryota, Fungi, Ascomycota, Eurotiomycetes, Eurotiales, Aspergillaceae.
AUGACUCCCCGGUCAUUGUCGCACAUCCUCCGGGCACGCUGCCUGCUUCGCGCACCCCAGAACAAGCAGGCCUUCUCCACCGGAUCUCGCCUCCGUGCCGCGGACCACGGUGAUCACUACGAUCCUCCUACCGGCUGGCUGUUCGGUGUCAAGCCCGGUCAGAAGUACCAAAAGGAAGGCUGGGAGAACAUCUGGUACUACGGAUUCAUUGGAAGCUUGUUGGUUGCUGGAGUCGCAUAUGUUUUCAAGCCUGAUACUUCGAUACAAACAUGGGCUCUUGAAGAGGCUCGCAGGAGACUGGAGGCCGAGGGCAUCCUCGAGGACCCCGAUAAGGUCAAGAAAUAA